Messenger RNA from Anolis carolinensis (green anole), 1683 nucleotides. RefSeq names its product DNA damage inducible transcript 3 (gene ddit3). The transcript has 3 exons. The record is from RefSeq and is a predicted model, not a curated record. NCBI's taxonomy places the organism in Eukaryota, Metazoa, Chordata, Lepidosauria, Squamata, Anolidae. Gene Ontology annotation, molecular function: DNA-binding transcription activator activity, RNA polymerase II-specific; transcription factor binding; RNA polymerase II cis-regulatory region sequence-specific DNA binding. Gene Ontology annotation, cellular component: CHOP-C/EBP complex; CHOP-ATF4 complex; CHOP-ATF3 complex. Gene Ontology annotation, biological process: negative regulation of transcription by RNA polymerase II; positive regulation of intrinsic apoptotic signaling pathway; ER overload response. The coding region runs from base 678 to 1241 and encodes 187 amino acids.
UCUUUCCUAACUAUGGGAACUGCUAGUGGUUUCCCAUCAAAGUACUUUUUUCGUGUCAGGAGUGACUUGAGAAACUGCCAGUCACUUCUGGUGUGAGAGAAUUGGCCAUCUGCAAGGACGUUGCCCAGGAGAUGCCUGGAUAUUUUACCAUCCUGUGGGAGGCUUCUCUCAUAUCCCCGCAUGGGAAGCUGGAGCUGACAGACGGGAGCUCACUCUGCUCCCCAGAUUCGAACUGCCAACCUUUCAGUCAGCAGUCCUGCUGCCACAAGUGUUUAACCCAUUGCACCAAUGGGGGCUCAAAGGCUCAAAGUACUGAGCCAGCCUUUCUUUGCUUAACUUCUAAGCCAGUGUCUUGAAAUUAGUAUUUUAAAAAUCACCACUUUAAUUUUAUUUUCAAUGCACUUCUUUGUAGCUGUAUGGAUAACAGCCUUAACAGCAUCUGAAAUAAAUCCAUAUUGAAUUUAUUAACCCAUUUAUGAACUGUUCUAUUAGGGCAUUGUUCUAAAUGGAACCAGCAGGGACCCUGGUUCUGGAAUGUACACAAUUCCAGUCAGUUUAGAAGCAAAGCAGUAAUGAAAUCUAGGCAGCAUUGCUGAGGGACCCAAUCUCAAAUCCUGUCAGGGUGGUAAAUACUCACAAGUGCAAUGGUGGAGGUACAGCCUGGCAUCACCUAAACAAUGAUGGCAGAGUCACUGCCCUUUCCUGUGGGUAACCCUGUGCCCACCUGGGACCUGGAGUCAUGGUAUGAAGACUUACAAGAAGUGCUCUCCUUGGAUGUGAGCAGCAGGACAGACCCCCCAGUGGGGGGACAGGAAUGGGAGGAGUUCAGUCUUGAUGAUACACCUCUGCUGUGGGACUUGGAAGCUUUGGGGACCCUGGAGCCCAGUGGAAGCCCAGCAGCAGGAGCCUGUGAGCUGAGCCCUCAUCUCUCCACGGAGCUUCUGGGGCUGCUGGGUGAGGAACCUGUAGGUGCCCCCGAGUCGGACUCUAGUCGCAGUUCUCCUCCCCAGACUGGGACAGAUGAGGAAGAGGUGUCAACCAGUCGGAAGAGGAAACGGAGCAGACAGCCCCAAGGAGGCAAGAGGCAGCGUGGCAGAGAGCAGGAGCAGCAGAACGAGCACAGAGUGGCUGAGCUAAUGGCCCAGAAUGAGCGCCUCCGGGAAGAAAUAGAGCGCUUGAGCGCUGAGGUGGAAGCGACGAGAGCAGCCCUCAUCCAGCGCAUGGUGAGUCUAAAGAGUUAAAGGCGCCGGAGCACAUCCCAUCUGUCUUGAAUUGAUGACAACUCACAGUGGACUAAACAGAGUACGACUCCAUUCUUUUCAACCACAGCAUCAAUGACUGACCUGAAAUAGUAUGCUGAAAGAAAGGGGAAGGGACACCUGCUUAUGCAACAAGUGCAUCUGUUACCACUGCAUGUUAGGUAGCUUGUGGGACAUCUGACUUUGGAUGUGGCAAAGUGAGCUUGCCUUGCAGAACUAUGUACAAAGAUCAUGAGGGUGUUCCUUGAGCCAACAAACUUUCCUUGAUUGCUCCGGUCAGCAACCAGCACCUCUGCCAACUGGCUGAACUGUUUUGACUUUACCCUCUUCCUCUUGUAAAAGUUGUGUAUAUGUCAGUAGAUAAACACUAUUAUGCUUUAUAUCUGUACAUGUAAGAAAAUAAAUGUUACACCAUUUAAUGUAA